AGGCAUAAAAUAACUUUGUUUAUCAAUGGCUGUUGCUGCUCGCGAAGAAGACUAGAACAAACAGGUUUCUUUCUUGGUUUGUCUUCCACGCAUGGAGAUGCUUCUCGAUCCACACAAUACCCACACGCUCUCCUCUUCCAUGGCUCGCUAAAUCGCGCUACCUGAUUAACAAUCCUUCGAUCAUUUAUAUUCUCUCGUAAAUUUUCUAGGUUCCCCCUAUUUCCAGAUAAUCUCUGAAUUUGACUCAUCAUUUCCUGUAAUCAGCUCCAAACAAUUGCAGAAUCCAUUCUGCCCGGUUACCAUCUCCACCGCCAAUUUCUGACCUUCAUUGAGCCCACCCCACUCCUUGUUAUUGGGGUUUUGGACACACCCUUUUCCUUUGGGUUGUUUGGGAAUUUUUGAAUGGAUGCAAACAAUUGGAGACCUACUCAAGGUGGAGAACCUGGAAUGGAGGCCGGGGAUUGGAGGUCUCAAUUGCAGCCAGAUUCUCGACAUCGAAUUGUCAACAAAAUAAUGGAGACAUUGAAGAGGCACCUUCCUGUCUCUGGUCAAGAGGGACUGAGUGAACUACGAAAAAUUGCUGUAAGGUUUGAGGAAAAGAUUUUUACUGCCGCUACCAGUCAGUCAGAUUACCUAAGGAAAAUAUCUCUGAAGAUGCUUACCAUGGAAACGAAAACUCAGCCCCCUAUGGGGAAUCCAUUACCAUCCAAUCCUAUGGUGCCUAGCAAUAAGCCUUUGGAUGCUGCAUCACAAAGCAUGCAGCCUCCAUCAAUUUCUGUUCCUCAGUCAUCCAAUCAGUCUCAGCAGCGCCAGCAAAUAAUCCCUCAGAACAUCCCAAAUAAUAUUGUUCCCCAGAGUUCAUCCAGCUUAUCUUCUGCAGUACCUCCUGUUGCUGGAUUAGCUCCAUCUUCAAUGUCAAACAUGGUUGGUCAGAAUCCGAACAUUCAAAAUGUGUCUGGAGUUCCACAGAAUUCUGGUGGAAAUGCUAUGGGUCAAGGGGUUCCUUCCAAUGUAUUUACCAACUCUCAGAGACCACUACAAGGAAGACAAGUAGUUCCCCAGCAACAACAGCAGCAGCCGCAAACCCAGCAGCAGCAGUAUCUUUAUCAGCAACAGCAGCAACAGAUGCACCAGAUCAUGAAGCAUAAGUUUCAGCAGGGAAAUAUGUCACACCCACUUAUGCAACCUCCUCACAUCCCACAACAGCAACAAAAUGUAAUGCAAUCAAAUCAAAUGCAAUCGUCUCAGCAAUCUGUCAUGCAACCUUCUAUGAUGCAAUCUUCGCUUUCUAAUCUUCAGCAAAACCAGCAAUCUCCCAUUCAACAGUCCACUCAAUCCAUGCUUCAGCAGCCUCCACAACCAGUUCUUAGGCAGCAACCACAGUCCCAACAACAUGCUGUCAUACAUCAGCAGCCUACAAUGUCACAGCAGACGAACUUGUCCUCCCAGCAGCAACAACAGCUAAUCAAUCAACAAACAAAUUCUUCAAACAUGCAGCAGAGUCCAUUAAUCGGGCAGCAGACCAGUGUUGGGGACAUGCAGCAACAGCUGCCUCAACAAUCAAGGUCGCAUGGGCAGCAGAGUAAUCUGUCGAACAUGCAGUCUCCGCCAUCACAGCAGCACAUGGCUCAGCAAAGCAACCUAUCAAGUUUGCAGCAGCAGCAGUUAGGACCUCAAAGUAAUGUUUCUGGACUACAACAAAUGCAUGGAACUCAGUCAGGUAACUCAAACAUGCAAUCAAACCAGCACUCCAUGCAUUUGCUGCAACAGAACAAGGUUCAAAUGCAGCAGCAACCUCCACAAAAUACAUCGAAUUUAUUGUCAACCCAAGGUCAGCAAGGUCAACUUCAGUCAUCCCAACAGUUGAUGUCACAGAUUCCGUUGCAAUCCACACAAGUCCAACAACAGGUUCCUCUACAGCAGCAGCAGCAGCAGCAGGCAACUGCCAUGUCGCAUGAGCUCCAACAAAGGAUUCCAGUUGGAGGUCAAGCACCUGGCUCCUUGCUUCAAUCACAAAACGUAAUGGAUCAGCAAAAGCAGUUGUAUCAUUCACAAAGAGCUCUUCCAGAGACAUCAUCGACAUCUUUAGAUUCCACGGCUCAGACAGGACAAGCCAAUGGUGGUGAUUGGCAAGAGGAGAUUUAUCAAAAGAUUAAAGCUAUGAGGGAGUUGUACUUUAAUGAAUUGAAAGAGAUGUACCAGAAAAUUCUUCCAAAAGUGCAUCAGUAUGACAGUCUUCCACAACAACCAAAGUUAGAGCAGCUAAAUAAGCUGAAGACAUUUAAGGGCAUUUUGGAACGCCUUCUGACGUUUUUACAGCUUUCAAAAAAUAGUAUUGCAAUUGAAUUGAAAGAUAAGAUAGGCCAGUAUGAGAAGCAGAUUGUUAGUUUUUUACAUUCCAACAGGCCUUCAAGGAAUCGAGCCCCUACACUGCAGCCAGGACAGCAUCCUACCAUACAACCUAUACAACAGUCACAAUCACAGAUGACCCCGUUGCAAUCUCCUGAAAAUCAAAUCAAUCCCCAACUGCAUUCUGCGAACAUGCAAGGUUCUGUUGCUCCUGUGCAGCAGAAUAAUAUGAGCAGUCUGCAGCAUAAUUCUCUUCCAACUUUUUCAGGAUCAGCAGCACAACAAAACAUGACGAUCCCGAUGCAGCCUGGUUCCAGUUUGGAAUCAGGACAAGGUAAUUCACUGAGCUCGUUGCAGCAGGUUGCUGCUGGGUCUUUGCAACAGAACCCUUCAAACAGUUCCCAACGGUCAAAUAAUGGUUCUUUGCCAUCACAAAAUGUGGUGAACACUCUGCAGCAAAACAUCAAUUCUCUUCAAUCAAACCCUAAUAUGCUUCAACAUCCACAUCUGAAACAACAGGAUCCACAACAGUUGCUGCAGUCACAACAACUGAAACAAAUGCAGCAAAGACAGCUGAAGCAGCAGGUGUUGCAACACCAGCAACACCAGCAACACCAGCAACACCAGCAGCAACAGCAACAGCAACAGCAACAGCAGCCACAAUUACAUCAGCAACAGUCACAGCUUCAUCAACAAGGAAAGCAACAGUUACCCACACAAAUGCAGACACACCCAAUGUCACACCUUAAUCAAAUGGAGAUCAGUGAUCUGAAAAUAAGACAGGGGCUUGCUGCAAAGCCAGGGAUGUUUCAACAUCUCCCAGCAACUCAGCGUGCGGCUUAUACCCAUCAGCAGAUGAAACCAGGGACUUCAUUUCCUAUUUCUCCCCCAAUCUUUCAGGCUGCAUCCCCUCAAGUUGCCCAAAAUUCUUCUCCACAGGUCGAUCAACAAAGCCUUCUUUCAUCCAUUACUAAAACUGGAACUCCUUUGCAAUCUGCAAGCUCCCCUUUUGUUGUACCAUCUCCUUCAACACCCAUGGCUCCAUCUCCAAUGCCUGGUGAAUCUGAAAAGCCCACUUCUGGUGUCUCAGCACAUACAAAUGCUGGGAAUGCUGGACAACAAACUGGUGUGUCUGGGACACAAGCCCAAUCUCUUGCCAUUGGCACCCCUGGGAUAUCUGCCUCACCAUUGCUAGCUGAGUGUGGUACAGAUGGCGCUUAUGCCAAUGUGUUACCAACUGUUUCUGGCAAAUCAAGUUUUACAGAGCAGCCUCUUGAACGCUUAAUUAAAGCGGUUAAAUCUAUGUCACCUAAAGCUUUGAGUGCCUCUGUCAAUGGCAUUGGAUCAGUUGUCAGUAUGAUUGAUAGGAUAGCAGGCUCGGCCCCUGGAAAUGGGUCGAGAGCUGCAGUUGGGGAGGAUCUGGUUGCCAUGACAAAAUGUCGGUUACAAGCAAGAAAUUUUUCACACGAUGGACCAAAUGGAACCAAAAAGAUGAGACGCCACACAAGUGCAAUGCCCUUAAAUGUCGUAUCAUCAGCUGGAAGUGUAAAUGAUGUUUUUAAACCACUGACUGGUGCUGAGACAUCUGAUCUUGAGUCAACUGCAACAUCUAGUGCCAAAAGGCCCAGGGUUGAGGCCAAUCAUGUUCUUCUGGAAGAAAUAAGGGAAAUAAACCAGCGUCUUAUCGACACUGUGGUUGUUAUCAGUGACGAAGUAGUUGAUCCAAGUGCUUUAGCGGCUGCUGCUGAUGGGAGUGAAGGAACAGUUGUCAAGUGUUCUUUUAGUGCUGUGGCUCUCAGUCCCAGCUUAAAAUCCCAGUACACUUCUGCACAAAUGUCUCCAAUUCAGCCUCUACGGUUACUUGUUCCUACAAAUUAUCCAAAUUGUUCUCCAAUACUCUUAGACAAGUUUUCUGUUGAAGUCAGCAAGGAAUAUGAAGACCUUUCAAUAAAGGCCAAGUCAAGAUUUAGCAUAUCCUUACGAAACCUUUCACAACCGAUGUUGCUGAGGGACAUAGCAAGAACAUGGGAUAUCUGCGCACGGGCUGUUGUUUCUGAGUACGCUCAGCAGAGCGGUGGUGGCAGCUUUUGCUCAAAGUAUGGUGCUUGGGAGAACUGUCUGAGCGCUGCAUGAUUCGAACAAUCCAUCUACAUCACAAAUUUCCGUGAACCAUCCCAAAUGAUUUCCAGCAAGCUGACUGACCAGCCCCGCAUGCUUGGGGAAGACAGGCAGUUUAUUUAAAUAAUGUUAACAUAUCCCAAAGUAGGUCCCUCUUUAAGCUUAAAAUCUUGUUUAUUAAAUGUCAUAUCAUGGGCAGUAGGCUAAUUGAGUCUUCGUACUUUGCCACGAUGGAUCUGUUUCGCUUGUCAAAACCGAUGCCUCUUUUGGCUACCUAUCUGUAAAUCAUAAUAUGGGGGACUGUAAAAGGGAAACCCCUGAUGUUUAAUGAAUGCAUAAAUAUAUCUGUUUGAUAGGAAA
Messenger RNA from Cucumis melo (muskmelon), 4827 nucleotides. Its product is annotated as mediator of RNA polymerase II transcription subunit 15a. The transcript is spliced from 11 exons. Lineage: Eukaryota; Viridiplantae; Streptophyta; Magnoliopsida; Cucurbitales; Cucurbitaceae. Gene Ontology annotation, biological process: regulation of DNA-templated transcription. The record is from RefSeq and is a predicted model, not a curated record. Gene Ontology annotation, molecular function: chromatin DNA binding; transcription coactivator activity. The coding region runs from base 403 to 4482 and encodes 1359 amino acids.